AUGCCCAUCUGGGUGCUCUUUAAAUAUGGUGCCCGCACCAUUGACCCUGAGAGAUGUGGCGCACAAUGUCUGCGGCUCAGGCUCCAGCUCUUCAAAUCAGAUCCGAAGUUCCUCAAGCUGCAAACACUUACUACACAUGUCAUCGCUCUGGAUCACAUUGGCUCAACAAAUGCCUGUGAGAAGACCUCCUUUAUGUUUCUGAGGCAAGAGCUGCCUGUGAGACUCUCUAAUAUUAUGAAGGAAAUCAAUCUCCUCCCAGACCGGCUACUUGGCACACCUUCUGUUCAGUUAGUCCAAAGCUGGUAUGUUCAAAGUCUCUUGGAUAUGCUUGAGUUUUAUGACCAGAACCCUGAUGACCUGAGAGUUUUAUCAAGUUUUACAGAUGCUUUAAUCACAAUCCGGAAUAGGCAUAAUGAUGUUGUUCCAACAAUGGCACAAGGUGUUAUUGAGUACAAGGAAUCUUACUUGGAAGAUAGCAUUACUCGUCAAAAUGUACAGUACUUUCUGGAUCGAUUUUACAUGAGCCGUAUUUCCAUCAGAAUGCUCAUCAAUCAGCAUACACUAAUUUUUGAUGGCACAACAAACCCAGCUCAUCCCAAGCACAUAGGCAGUAUUGAUCCAGACUGUGAAGUUGUAAAUGUCAUCAGGGAUGCAUAUGAAACAGCUAAACUCCUUUGUGACCAAUAUUACAUGGACUCCCCUGCACUGGAAGUGGACCAAUACAAUGGUAAAGUUGCAUGA
Molecule: messenger RNA, 741 nt
Organism: Rhincodon typus (whale shark)
Lineage: Eukaryota; Metazoa; Chordata; Chondrichthyes; Orectolobiformes; Rhincodontidae
Product: pyruvate dehydrogenase (acetyl-transferring) kinase isozyme 2, mitochondrial-like
Exons: 7
Coding region: 1-741 (246 amino acids)
Biological process (GO): regulation of glucose metabolic process; protein phosphorylation
Cellular component (GO): mitochondrion
Molecular function (GO): pyruvate dehydrogenase (acetyl-transferring) kinase activity
Source: RefSeq, a predicted model, not a curated record